GGCUCACAAGUCUCUUUUCACCAGCCAUGAGUAGACAACCCACGUUAGCCGAAAGUGUAGGUAAUAUACCUCCUAUUGCCCGAUUUUUCACCGUGUCCACUUUGUCGGUAUGUAUGCUCAUCUCAUUGGGUAUAAUAGACCCACAGCAGAUGAUUUUCCACCCACUGAUAUACAUUGAAGAAUUCGAGUACACCAAGGCAGUAUUUACAAUGGGAACUUGGACUGAAGCGGUUAAGCUGGUCCUAUUACUUGUGUUUGAAUGCUACAGGUGCUUUACCUCUUUCUUGGUGCCAGCCGGAUUUUUGGACGGGAAUCGAAUGGGCGCUGUGCUUGACAUCUACUUUUUCUAUAAGUUUGCCAACAACGUGGAGAUAGGCAAGUUCAAAGGAAACUUCCCAGAUUGUCUUUGGUUCACGUUGAUUUGUGGAACGUCUAUAUUGACCAUGACGGUGGGAUACUAUUUCUACGACCCAACUCGUAUUACUAGACACCACGAGCUGAUGUUGCUUUGCAUCACCUACAUUUGGGCUCGUGGCCAGAAGAACUCCAUUGUUAAUUUCCUUGGAAUCGUUCCUAUCAAGGCGUACUACCUUCCGAUGUUCACGUUGUUCAUCAAGGCAGUUGUUCACGGUUAUGACGGCUUGGUAGACUCAAGUAUGGGCAUUGCCGGUGGAUAUUUAUACCAGUGUCUCCAAUCAAGUACAGCUCCAAUUUAUAACUUGUUUCCUCAGUUCUACAGAAAGUUCUAUUCGUCGUCUAUCUAUUCCAGAAACAGGGUGGGAACUAACCAAGUAUCGUUGGCAGAUGACUUUAUCAACGACACAGUUUUCGACAGAGGAUACUUACCUGCUCCUUCGUGGGUAUACCUGAUUCUCAAGUAUCCUGUUGACAGAAGUUCUAAAAGAAUCACUGCGUUUGGAAAGCCUAUCGAACCUGUUAGAUCAGACUUGAAGUCAGAAGCCUCGGCUACUACCACAGGCUCCUACUUCAAAGGACGGGGGUUUAGACUAGGGUCGUAAAGAGCCCUGCUGUUUGAAAUACAUUAAAUAUGAUACAUAUUGAACAUUAGGCUGAAUUCUAUGUUUAACAUCAAAAUACCCCUAUCAUUUCACUUGUAAACGCUUUUGGUACAAUUCAAUCUCCGGGCACUUUGGCUCUAUUGUUGGACCCCUUCAGCCAUUUCGCACUCCAACUAAACGAGAAAAGGUACCUGAAAGGAAUUAAAAUAAACUUUUCCAUGCCAGAUACUAUCAACCCAAAGAAACCCCCAGGAGACGUGCUGAACUCUCGGAUUGUUUCUGGGCCCACGUCGGGCAACGCUUCCCCUACGUUGAAACCCAAAGCCUCGUCGAAAUUACGAAAGAAAUCGAGGCCGCAUAUAAAGAGGUUACCUUCAGGUCAUAAUAAACUAGUAUUUUCAGUCGACGAUGACAUCGAUGAUGAUAUAGAUGAUGACAACGACAGUGCCCCACGAAGACAGGCCAAGUUGGAUAAGGAGUAUCUCGAGGGGUACAAUGAUGCUUUGAAAGCAUUAUAUCUCAAGAAGUCCAAGAAGGAACUACCCCAACAAGAAGGUAGCUCUAGCUACUUUCCCGAAACUCCAGAAAUGUCAAAAAUAAACGAGAUCGACUCAAGUAAAUACCCUCCAGCAGAAGGUACUAUACGGGACCAUUUGUUGGCGGCCCAGGAAAAUAUGAAAGCACUAGAAGAUCUUGAUGAGGAUACCCCGUUAAUUGAGGAUGACGAGGAUGAAGAAGACGAUGAUGAAGUAGAAUCACAGUCAGUGAAAUCUUCUUCAUCGUCUCAGACCAUGGAAUCAUUGAAUUUGAGAGAAAGACAGGAUGCUAUCAACUCAACUCAUCCGUUUGGUAUUAAGAUCUGGAAACCCUCCUUGUAUAAGAAAAAGAGAUCUGUUGCCACGCGAGCCGAAGAAGAUAUCCACGAGUUCAAUCAGCAUAAGCCCACCAUAAACUUGGGGGUUCAUUUGUCGAACUUCUUGUGGACAAUUACUUUGGGACUAUUCUUAUAUUUCGUGUGCACCUUUUUCUCGGUAGUGUUAUUCUUUGUAUCUGGCUUCGGUAUCCAGAAGAAUUCAAGGGUCUACAUCAAGUUAAUUUAUAAGGUUGGAAAGUUCUGGUUACAUCCUUUUGGCAAAUUUGUUUUGUUGAACAAGGAUGAGAACUAUUUGGAUGAAGAUGAUGUUUAUGGUUCCUCCAUUGGGGAGUUCCACAGAUGGAGACGUGAAGAAGAAGGCAGGCUCUUCUUUGCACCCCCACGUAGAAACACAAACUCCAACAAUGAGUCCCAGCCCUUGAUUAAAGAUCAUAAGGGUAGAGCUUUGAGAGAUUCUUAUUCUUUUCUUCAGGAUAAUCAUGGGGGUUCAAGUCAUGACAACGAUGAAGCUCACACCAGUGCAAUUGAAGAGGAUGAACAGGAUAACAGAAAUGAUAUCAAGGUUAGAUUCUUUGGUAGAGGUAGUUGGACAUUUCCCCGAGUAAUGUUCUACCUCUUAUUUUAUUGUUUUUUGCAACCAAUCUUUUACCUUGUAGGUAUUGUUUGUUGGUUAUUAGUGUUCACCAUCCCUAUGUGCAAUGUCACCAUGCUUUUAUGUACACACUUAAAGAGGCACCCAUUGGCCUUACACUUUGAAGACGAAAAGAAAUAUUACGCCGGUGCUGAUCAGAGGAAACGUGCUAACCAAUCGAUUCUUUUGUGUACCUACAGAUGCAGUGCCUUACAUUACUACAAAUACACUAUUGAUGGUACCAACGUGUUUUUCAUGAAUCUUUUGAUGACAGUGGUAUUUGUCAUUUUCGAUUUCUACGUGCUUAAAGAACGGUGGGAGCUUGAAUUGUUCAUCACAAAACCAGUAUUCUUAUUUUGUGCAUGUCUUUUCUCGACAAUCCCAUUAGCAUUUUACAUUGGUCAGGCUGUUGCUUCGAUAUCUGCACAGUCUUCCAUGGGAGUUGGUGCAGUGAUCAAUGCAUUCUUUUCUACUGUUGUAGAAAUCUUUCUUUACUGUGUGGCAUUAUCUCAAUCGAAAUCUAAGAUUGUUGAAGGUGGUAUGAUUGGGUCCAUUUUGGCAGGUGUAUUGUUGUUGCCAGGCAUGUCUAUGUGUGCGGGUGCUGUGAAACGGAAGACUCAAAGAUACAAUCCACGGUCUGCAGGUGUUUCUUCUACGAUGUUAUUGUUUGGAAUGGUGAUACUAUUUGCUCCAUCUUUAUUCUAUCAGAUUUAUGGCUCAUAUGAGAUAAGGUGUAAAAUUUGUGAAACAACCAUACUGGCUCCAUUUGAAGAUAAUUGCACAACAUGUAGGUUUAUUCAACCUGCUUUUGCUUUGGACACUUUGUACUACAAUAUCAUUAGACCAUUUUCUUUCACAGUGGCUGUUGCUUUACUUUUAGCUUACGCUUGUGGUUUACUUUUCACGUUGAGAACCCAUGCUUCUUUGAUUUGGGCCACCACUUCUAAUGAACAUAGUCCACAUAAAAAAGAUGAAGGUAUGUCUUUAAGGUCCCCAAGUCUUACAAGUAUUGAUAGCAAAAAGCUAAAGAUAUUGAGUCCUAUUUUACAAGCAUCCAAUGGGUCAUCUGUAGAUGCCAAAAGACCUGGUGGCUCAUCGGUUUCAACAGCAUUACCAUCACCUUCAAUAGAGGUUACCAAACAAAGAAAUCCAAAGAUUACCAUUCCCAUUAAGUCCAAACCAUUAACUUCGAAUGAUUUCAGACCCACCACUGAUGCGUUGCCAACAAGAGAUAGUCUUAAGGAUUUAAAAGAAGACGUUGAACAAGGUGGUGGUCAUGACGCGCCCAAUUGGUCUCGUUCUAAAUCCUCGAUCAUCUUGUUAUCGGCGACGAUUCUUUACGCAGUCAUAGCCGAGAUUUUGGUUGAUGUUGUAGAUGGAGUUCUUCAAGACUUUCCUAUCAACCCUAAGUUCUUGGGGUUGACAGUAUUUGCAUUAGUUCCGAAUACAACCGAAUUUUUGAAUGCCAUCUCGUUUGCUUUAGGAGGAAACGUUGCUUUAUCGAUGGAGAUUGGUAGUGCCUAUGCUUUACAAGUGGUUUUGAUUCAGGUUCCAGUGUUAGCAAUUUACUCCAUGUACCGGGAUUUUGGAGAUCCGUUACAAACCUUUUCUUUGGUAUUCCCCAGAUGGGAUAUCAUAGCCACAUUGAUAUCCAUUUAUUUAUUCACCUAUAUCUAUGCUGAAGGCAAAUCCAACUACUUUAAAGGAGUGAUAUUGAUGUUAAUUUACUCGGUGAUGUUGGUAGGAUUUUAUUUAAAUGAUUUCUUGGAGUCAUUGGACGAUGGUUACAACCAACCUAUCACUUCCCCAAGCUCAUUCUAGUGAACAUUGUGUUCCAAAAUCAAAAUACAGUCUUGGCAUUAUUAUAUACUAUAUGAAAGUUAAUCUAGUAAACACUAUAAACUCUGCCUUCAUAUGGUUCCAACUGUUGGGAAACUUUAGUAUAAUUGCUGUGUAAGAGCUUGAGAUCUCCUUUGACCAAAGGCUCAAAGUCAAUUUCUUUAUCAGUAAAGUUCAACACCACCAAGACAGUUUUAUCAUCUGAUUUUUUCAAGAACGAAAAGGUCUUCUGGUUGUCGAAAUCCAAGAUUUCAAGAUCUCCAUACACGAACAAGUCCUUAUGUUGCUUUCUAAGAGAAAGACACAGUUUCCAGAAAUUAUAAAGCGAAUGAGGAUCAUUGUACUGAGACUCGGCAUUGAUAUCGGGAUAAUUGUCAUUAACUCUCAUCCAAGGCUUUCCCGUUGAAAACCCUGCAUGAGCAGAAGCAUCCCACUGAACCGGAGUUCUGGCAUUGUCUCUUGCUACAAGAUUGAGUACCUUCAUAAACUGGGCUAUUCUCUCAUCACUGGCACCUUCUUGAAGCAACUCAUUAUAAUAGUUCAUGGAGUUGAUAUCUUUGUAUUCCUCGAUGGGCCAUUCUUUAGGCACAUUGGUCAUUCCAAUUUCCUGUCCCUGGUAAAGGAAGAGUGUUCCACUAAGAGAACUCAUUAACAAUGCUAGCAACUUGCCUGACUGUACUCUCCAUUUAGGAUCAUCGUUACCAAAUCUGGUUACAGACCUUGGCUGAUCAUGGUUCUCAUUAAACACAGUUGUCCAGCCCUCGGUCCCAAUGAACUCUGCUUGGUUAGUCACAGCCGUCUUGAGAUCUGGCAAAUUGUAUCCAUUGUAGAUGAACCGGUCACGAGGAUCAGAUCCUAGUUCCACCAUAUCAAAUAAGAAUAACAUGUUCAUUUCACCUCUACCAGCACCCACGUACUUAAGAACCUCAUCGUGAGAAGAGUGUCCCACUUCACCUACAGUCAUUGCAUCAUACUUGGAAGUUACCCUCUUAAACAUUUCCUGAUGGAACUCAUGGAUUCUUGGGCCAUUCUGGUGGUAUAAUUUGCACGGCUGGAACUCUCUGUCUGGGAAUACAAUAGGUGCAUCCAAGAACCUCUGAUCCUUGGAGUACAUACCCGCAGUAUCAAUUCUAAACCCAUCAAUGCCUUUAUCGAACCAGAAAGAAAGGGCAGACUUGUAGAGAGCAUUUCUGGUGU
Yamadazyma tenuis ATCC 10573 is the source of this 5560-nucleotide messenger RNA. The record is from RefSeq and is a predicted model, not a curated record. Lineage: Eukaryota; Fungi; Ascomycota; Pichiomycetes; Serinales; Debaryomycetaceae.